AUGGAGUCUCCCUCUGUCACCCAGGCUGGAGUGCAAUGGCACGAUCUCGGUUCACUGCAACCUCCACCUCCCCGGUUCAAGCAAUUCUCCUGCCUCAGCCUCCCGAGUAGCUGGGAUUACAGGCGCCUGCCACCACAGUUGGCUAAUUUUUGUAUUUUUAGUAGACAUGGGGUUUCACCAUGUUGGUCAGGCUGGUCUCGAACUCCUCACCUCAGGCGAUCCGCCCGCCUCGGCCUCCCAAAGUUGGAUUACAGGCGUGAGCCACCGCGCCCGGCCGCCUAAUCACAUUUUCAAGACAGCUGUGGCUACUUGGGACUCUCAUCAGCGGCUCCCGACAAAUUUUUAAAGAUCAGUUACUGUGAAAAUUUAUAUUAAACUAAGACCAGACUCUGCAAAGAAAAUAAAACUAUGUAAUUCCAAGGCUACAUAUUUUCAAAGGAAUUUAAUUCUGUCCUCUGAAUGCAAUUAAGUAGUCUCUCUCUCUAUUUGAGGAAGAGAGAAAGGAAGAAGGGAUGAUUCUCAAUUCUCAGUAGGAACCGGUAACCAUACCUGCUGUUCUGCCAAGUCUUCGCCGAUUCUCUGAUUUCUUAGUGCUCAGGGAGUAUGCUUGAAACUUAUGCCUUCCUCCCAUGUUAGAUAAGCAGAAAGUUUGCUCUAGUUAUGAUAAAUCUGCACAACGCGGAGAUGUUUUUGGCACAAAGUGUACGUUAGUUAGAUGAUGAUGAUCAAGCUCCCCCCAACCCCCGCCCCAUCCUCGCGGCCGGGGAGUGUGUUUUGCCUGUAUUUAAGAAAUACCCUUCAGCUGCAGGCGUGUGCGCGCUUAGGCUGUUGUCGGCGUUUCUGAGUCUCCAAGGCAGGGUGACUUGGGUCGGCUGAGUGUCACCCGCAGAUGUGACUGUUCUUUCCCUCGCGGGCGCGACAGCCUCCUUCCUCUCCAGCCCGGGGCCCGCGGCCCAGACCAGGGGAAGGGGAAGGAAGCCCUCGCCGCAAGCCGGCGUCUGGGCCGGCACAAAACGCGCCGCCACCAGAAAAACUUUUUUCCCCCAGCUGCGCGCAACUUUUGGCCUUUUCUCCCAGCACGUUCUCGUCCCAGGUUUCUGUCCCCUGGGUUUUCCUCCGCCUCACUCGCCUUCUCCCCAGCGGCGCGCGGAGGAGCUGGGCUGAGAGGGGCGCGGGGAGCCGGGUCGGCCGCGGCUGGGACGCCGAGGAAGGGGCAGGGGCAGGGGAGGAGGGGGCGUGCGGGGCUGGGGAGGAGGAACUGGUCAAAGGGGACAGAGACGCCCGAGUGCCCGAAAAGGAAAGAGCUGCCGCGGUUUGCUGCAGUCGGAAUAAAGUUCGCGCCCUUUCCUCGGCGUUUCGCAGCCUCCUCUCCUUGCUCCGCUCCCCACCCCCGCCCCGCAAUUUUUGUGUGUGUGUGUGUCUGUGUGUGUGUGACAGCUGGGCGCUAGCGGCCACCUCCACCUCCACGCCCGCAGUUCCCGGGGGGGGGGGGGGCGCCAGGGUUGUUUUUCCAUCCCCACAAAGUUGUUUUUUCCAUCCCCAGAAAGAGAGCAAGAAAAACCCAAACAACAAACAAAAAGCCCCCAAACAAGUCACAGGGUGAGGGGGAGGGAGAAACAUACAGCCUCCUUCCCCAAGCCCCUGGACCUCUGAGGACAAACAACACAACGAACCAACCGACUUUUAUUUUGCAAAAGGGAAGCAACAUUGUAGUCACGACAAUUCUGCAGAGAGAGGAAAAACUUGUGGGGCUUGCGCGGCCGCCGAGGUCACCUCGCCCGCCGGUCCCCCGCCUCCCGCGAGCAGGGCAGCCCCCUCCCGGGACAGGCCGUUCCUUUUUUUUUUUUUUUUUUUCGUCCCGAGGAGAAGCCGGGGAACCGUGCCGGCUGGGACUCGGGGCGCGAGCGCGACCCCGGCGCGAGUGUAAAUCAGUCACCUGAGCGCAGAGGGGCCGCGGCGAGGGCGCGCGCGGGCGGGCGGGGAGGCGGAGGCGGCGAGAGCGGCGGCCCGGAGGAACUCGGUGGGGGAGGGAGAGAAAGGCCGAGACGGAGGGAGCCAGCGGCGGCCGAGGGGCUGGUCCAGGCGCGGCCGCUAAGAGGAGACCAAGAGGCGGGGGCUGCACUUGACAACCAGCAUGCCGAGAUGGCACACCUUGGGCCCACCCCACCUCCACAUAGCCUUAAUUACAAAUCAGAGGACAGGCUUAGUGAGCAAGACUGGCCAGCAUAUUUCAAGGUCCCAUGUUGUGGGGUUGAUACAUCUCAAAUUGAGUCAGAAGAGGCAGAAGUGGAUGUGAGAGAAAGAGAGACACAGAGAGACAGAGAGCCAAAGAGGGCAAGAGACUUGACUUUAAGAGACUCCUGUACUGACAACUCCAUGCAGUUCGGAACCAGAACGACUACGGCUGAACCAGGGUUCAUGGGGACAUGGCAAAACGCUGAUACUAACCUCUUAUUCAGAAUGUCCCAACAGGCCAUCCGUUGCACACUGGUAAACUGCACAUGUGAAUGUUUUCAGCCAGGGAAGAUUAACCUGAGGACUUGCGAUCAGUGUAAACAUGGCUGGGUGGCACAUGCCUUGGAUAAGCUCAGCACGCAGCACCUGUACCACCCCACCCAAGUGGAGAUUGUGCAGUCCAACGUCGUGUUUGACAUCAGCAGCCUGAUGCUCUAUGGGACACAAGCAGUGCCUGUGCGGCUAAAGAUCCUGCUGGACCGUCUCUUCAGCGUCCUGAAGCAAGAGGAGGUACUGCACAUAUUGCACGGCCUUGGCUGGACUCUGCGGGACUAUGUCCGAGGAUACAUCCUUCAGGAUGCUGCUGGCAAGGUGCUGGACCGCUGGGCCAUCAUGUCUCGAGAAGAGGAAAUCAUCACCCUUCAGCAGUUUCUGCGGUUUGGAGAAACCAAAUCCAUUGUGGAGCUGAUGGCAAUUCAGGAGAAAGAAGGGCAGGCUGUGGCUGUACCAUCUUCAAAGACAGACUCAGAUAUAAGGACUUUCAUUGAGAGCAAUAAUCGCACCAGGAGUCCCAGCCUCCUUGCUCACUUAGAGAACAGCAAUCCUUCCAGCAUUCAUCACUUCGAAAACAUCCCAAACAGCCUUGCAUUUCUGCUUCCAUUCCAGUACAUAAACCCUGUCUCAGCACCACUGCUAGGGUUGCCUCCAAAUGGGCUACUGUUAGAGCAACCAGGGUUGAGGCUGCGGGAACCCAGCCUUUCAACUCAGAAUGAAUAUAAUGAGAGCAGCGAAUCCGAAGUUUCUCCCACACCUUAUAAGAAUGAUCAAACACCCAACAGAAAUGCCCUGACCAGCAUUACUAAUGUGGAGCCUAAAACCGAGCCAGCCUGUGUCUCUCCCAUUCAGAAUUCUGCCCCAGUCAGUGAUCUAACCAAAACUGAACACCCAAAAAGCUCAUUCCGGAUUCAUCGGAUGAGAAGGAUGGGGUCAGCCUCUAGGAAAGGAAGAGUGUUCUGUAAUGCAUGUGGGAAGACAUUCUAUGACAAAGGUACUCUCAAAAUUCAUUACAAUGCUGUUCACCUGAAGAUCAAACAUCGAUGCACCAUUGAAGGUUGCAACAUGGUCUUUAGCUCCCUCCGAAGUCGUAAUCGCCACAGUGCAAACCCCAAUCCUCGCCUUCACAUGCCUAUGCUAAGGAAUAACCGAGAUAAAGAUUUAAUUCGGGCCACCUCAGGAGCUGCCACCCCUGUCAUAGCAAGUACAAAAUCAAAUCUGGCACUCACAAGUCCUGGCCGCCCCCCAAUGGGUUUUACCACUCCCCCUCUAGACCCUGUCUUGCAAAAUCCUCUCCCUAGCCAGCUGGUAUUUUCUGGGCUAAAGACUGUACAACCAGUUCCUCCAUUUUAUAGAAGUUUACUUACUCCAGGGGAAAUGGUGAGUCCUCCAACCUCCCUCCCAACCAGUCCCAUCAUUCCAACCAGUGGUACCUUAGAGCAGCACCCCCCGCCACCCUCUGAGCCAGUAGUGCCAGCAGUGAUGAUGGCCACCCAUGAGCCCAGUGCUGACCUGGCACCCAAGAAAAAGCCCAGGAAGUCAAGCAUGCCUGUGAAGAUUGAGAAGGAAAUUAUUGAUACCGCCGAUGAAUUUGAUGAUGAAGAUGAUGACCCCAAUGAUGGUGGAGCUGUGGUCAGUGACAUGAGCCAUGACAAUCAUUGUCACUCCCAAGAGGAGAUGAGCCCAGGCAUGUCUGUGAAGGACUUUUCUAAGCAUAACAGGACCCGGUGCAUUUCAAGGACUGAAAUAAGGAGGGCCGACAGCAUGACUUCUGAAGACCAAGAGCCUGAGCGGGACUAUGAGAACGAGUCUGAGUCUUCGGAGCCCAAACUGGGUGAGGAAUCCAUGGAAGGGGACGAGCACAUUCACAGUGAAGUGAGUGAAAAAGUCCUGAUGAAUAGUGAGAGGCCUGAUGAGAACCACAGUGAGCCCUCUCACCAGGACGUCAUCAAGGUAAAGGAAGAAUUUACAGACCCCACUUACGACAUGUUUUACAUGAGCCAGUAUGGACUGUACAAUGGUGGGGGUGCCAGCAUGGCCGCCUUGCAUGAGAGCUUUACAUCGUCUCUGAAUUAUGGCAGCCCUCAAAAGUUCUCCCCAGAAGGUGACCUGUGUUCUAGCCCAGACCCCAAAAUCUGUUAUGUGUGCAAGAAGAGUUUCAAAAGCUCCUACAGUGUGAAACUUCACUACAGGAACGUUCACUUGAAAGAGAUGCACGUCUGCACAGUGGCUGGUUGCAAUGCUGCAUUCCCCUCUCGCCGAAGCCGAGACAGACACAGUGCCAACAUAAACCUACAUCGUAAACUGUUGACCAAAGAACUCGAUGACAUGGGCCUGGACUCAUCGCAGCCCUCCCUUAGCAAGGACCUCCGCGAUGAAUUUUUGGUGAAGAUCUAUGGUGCCCAGCACCCCAUGGGGUUCGAUGUCAGGGAAGACGCCUCCUCUCCUGCAGGGACUGAAGACUCCCACCUGAACGGGUAUGGGAGAGGCAUGGCGGAGGACUACAUGGUCCUUGACUUGAGCACCACCUCCAGCCUCCAGUCCAGCAGCAGCAUCCAUUCCUCCAGAGAAUCCGACGCAGGCAGCGAUGAGGGGAUUCUUCUCGAUGACAUUGACGGGGCGAGUGACAGUGGGGAGUCGGCACACAAGGCUGAGGCCCCUGCCCUCCCUGGCAGCCUAGGGGCUGAAGUUUCGGGAUCUCUUAUGUUCAGCAGCUUGUCUGGGAGCAAUGGUGGGAUCAUGUGCAACAUUUGCCACAAAAUGUACAGCAACAAGGGGACCCUGAGAGUGCACUACAAAACUGUGCAUUUGAGAGAAAUGCACAAGUGCAAAGUCCCAGGUUGCAAUAUGAUGUUUUCCUCUGUACGAAGCCGAAAUCGGCACAGUCAGAACCCUAAUCUCCACAAAAACAUUCCCUUCACUUCAGUAGAUUAGUCUCAGAAUGGACACUACAAAUGCCAGCUCUCACCAGAUGGCCUACGUGUUUGAACUGCCAUAGUCAGUGUGCGCUUAUGUACUUGGUGUGUGUGUGUGUGUGUGUGUGUGUGUAUGUGCAUUUAUGUAUGCUCUGUGGCUACAUAUACACACGUAUUUCUUUGAGAUAAACAAGAUAAACACUAGGUGCUUUUGAAUUUUUUUCACUUCCCUUUAUAGUUUUGGGAAAGGAGUGGGAUCUUUGAUUUAAGGGUGAAAACAGAGUACCCCUUUAAACACACACACACACACACACACACACACACACAGUGUGCAACUAGCCCCAGUUUUGACAGAAUAAUUCUUGGUCUUCCCCAAAGAGACAAUUUGUUGUACCCAUGACUGUUGCCUGCAAAAAUAAAAGGGAAAAAAAAGAAAAAAGAAACAAAAAGGAACUUCUUAUAGUUGUCUUUUGUGAACUUUAAGGUUUUGAAAGAAUCUUCAAUUAAAGCAUGGCAGAUUCACCUGUAAAUAUUUAGCCUUGAGGGGCCAUUGAUGUAAAACAAUUGUAUUGAUGGUUGUUUAACUUUUUUGUUUAAUUUUUACAGUUACAUCCAGCUGUUAGAUAUGCAGGAAAAGAUAGUUUGCUGGCUAGCUCUAUUCAUUUAUGUUAGCAUUAAUGCACAUUUAAAAAAAAAAAAAAACCAUGGUCUUGUUUUUACUACCUGUUAGAUAUAGUGAUAAAGAGGUGCUGGCAUGCUUUACAGCACAGAUCUGAUUUUUUAAAAUGUCCUGUACUAGUACAUAAAUCCCGUCAUGCACUUUUUUUCAUACACUACAAGGGGAUGUGUAAUAACCAUGCUUCUUUUUUAUCCUUAAACUAUUGCCAUACUUCAGUAAGUGUCUUUUUUAAAAAAAAUUCACUUGUAUAAAAAUGGUCUGGUCAGUAUAGGGCACAAAUGCCAAACAAAGUAUUAGUGUUAACACAAAACUGCCAACUUUGCACAAGUUUCCAGAAAAGAAAAUACAAUUAGUCACUCAACAUAACCACAGGCCAAUUUGUUGGCCACCAGAAAACCGCUUUUUAAAAAAACACUUGGUGAUUCUUUCAAGUGCCGAAUGUUAUUAGAAUCAACAUUGCAUCUUUCUUGCUUAUACGUUAAGUUACAUAAAAGGAAAACAAAAUUAUGUGGUGUGAAACAGCCAAGGCAUUUAUUCUUCAGAGGCAGGAUAAUAUUUCAGGAUACAAAAGCCCAAAUUACCCGCUACGGAACAAAGAUGAAUACAGUAAAAGAGUUGAACACUCAUUUCCAAGGCCCUAACGCUUAUCCUUUAAAAAGAAAUCCUCUGAACUGGGUCGGUCUGUUGUAUGGCUGUCUAAUUUGUUGCAAAUUCUGCAGUCGUACUAUAAUUCGGGCCUGUUUGGUAGACAAAAUCAAAAGGCAUUUAACAGCAGCAGUACUUGGAAGCUUUGAAAACAUGUGCUAAACUUGAAUGGAGCAACACUCCUUUCUGAAAAGCCAGAAGAAGGGGGUUUUAAAGUAGGAUCUCUCAAUGUUUAGUGUUUUGUGUUUCCCCACACGAUUUGUCAGAGAGAAAUGAAAGCAAGCCUGAAACCAAGCAAUUGAGAGUGAGAAAGAGAAGAGAGACUAUUCUCCAAACCUUUUUUGUUUUGUUUUGUUUCCGAUGUUUACACAUGUUGCCUGAGCUGGUUAACCACAUCGGCAGCCUCAGCUACCACAACAUACUGACUAAAUGAUGAUAUUUACUCAAGUUCAGUCUGCAGCCAAAACCAUUAGGGUGUGCAUUGCAGACUGUUUUGUUGUCUUUUUAUUUUUCCUUUUUUUUUAAGUGGAGGGGAAAAGAAGAGAUAAACAAGGAAAAUUUUGUCAAACAGUACACAAUAAAGAGAAUGUAUUUCUUUUUUGCAUUUAAUGGCCUCAGACAUUUCUCUCAUCAGUCUAAAAGUUAGAAAUAUCCCUUUGUUUUAACUUUUAUGUCGUUUCCAUUUUUCAUGUUUUUGUGAUUAUUUUUUCUAUGUUCACAUCAGCAUUCACUUCCGUUAAAUUUGCCAAAGGAAACUGUUAAUAUGUUUCUGUUGUUAUUAUUAUUCCUGUAGGAUUUAUUGUACCUCACAGUAUUUAUUGUUUCCCAAAAUAAGCAUCAUUAGUUGGGGAUUCAGUAUUUUUAUUUGUGAAAAUUUCAGAAACAAUAGAUUCUUAAAGAUAAGCUAGCUAUGUCUAGGAGCUUUAUCUUUUCACCUCCUUCAGAGGAUGCUAUGGGGUCCAUUUUAAUUCUUCGUUUGUUCUACAGGGAGGAAAGACCAAAAGUAUCUGCAGUACAAAAGAAACUAUAUCAAACACUAUGUUAAAUGACGAGUGUUUAUGGUAAAAAGCUGAGGAAUUAGUAAUAACCGUUUUUGUUUUCUUGUACUUUGAAUUCCCCAAAGUCUUAAUUGCUUUAUUUUGGUGUUGUGUUAAAUUGAACAGACAGAGAUGUUUUCCUUUGUUUUAUACCAUAUAAGACUCUGUACAGUAUGUUUGUGAAAGAUUGAACUAGAAUAAUGAAAGUUUGUUUGCAAACAUUUUGGUCCUCUCAGCGUUCUCUGUAUUGUGCUGUUGCCCCAUUACCAAAUGAUUAGAUUCAAAAAGGGUGGGAAAAGAUUUUUAAUAUCCCAACAAAACAUUAUAGAAACUCUGGCUUUUGUAGUGUGCAUAGACUACAUGUAGUUUUAUGAAAAUAAAUACACAUUUUUAUUUCAGCAACUUUGAAAAGUUACACUCAGUUGAGUUACUAGAACUCAUCUUGUACAACAGCAAUGUUUAGUUUGUUUAAUUUAAUGUCAAACAAAAGGUCAGAUAGCCCUCGUGAGUGAAUUACAUAGCUGUCGGCAGGUACAUGCACCAAGCUUAGAACAAAUGUUUGUUACUUGCUGCAAACCAAGCUAAUGUGUAUAGCCAGUUAGAAAAAGUCCAGAAGUAAUGAGAUUCUAGAAGUAGAGUUUCCCUUGCUUGGAAACAUGAAUGUGUUCACUUGUGUUUUGUCAGAGAAAUGGCAAUAAGUCCUGGACAGCUGACACUUUUUAAGUAUCUCCCCUAUUUGCUACUACUUUUGUGCCUCAAGUGCCCAGUCGUUAUGGUGGCCUUCUAAAUGAGUAAAUAACAUUUUCCAAUAUAAAGCCUAUUUGCUUAAAAGGGACGGGGGAGUGGAUGGAUGUAGUACAUGCAAUGGAAAAUCAUAAAAUGUACAAUUCUUCUGUUCCCAAAGUAUUGCUCAUUCUUGAGUGUGUGGCUGAGUGUUAUGUUUUGACUUAACUAGAAUUCUAGUUAAGAUGGUGAUCCCACGGCUUAUUUGCAAACAGGAAGGAUAAAGAGAUCAGCAUUUUAGUCAUUGAGCUCUUCAUCUUUGCCCAUUCCAACUCAUUUGCUUUUUCAUAGGAGUUUUUUGUUGUUACACAGUUUCUCUCAAGCCGCAUGCAUUCUAUGCUGGCUGAAAAUCAAUAGUGAUGUAGAUGUUCAUCCAACAAGCUUUUUCCCAUGUGAUUGGUUUUAGCCAGAGUUUAUCACAGGUACAAAAUUAGGCGGUAUGACUGUGCAUGUUCUCUAGCUGAUGUUGAAACUUACUGUCUUGAUCAUUUAAAACUAUGUUUUUGUAAAUAUCAGGUUUAGUGCGCUUUCGGGAAUAUCUGCAUGCUAUGGAAAGAGAGAGAAAAAGGAUAGAUAAUAAGUAAUUUGGUUUAAAAGUGUGAUAAAAAUCCUUGGCAUUCUUUGUUCUGAUAUUAAUUGUAUUUAAAUAAGUCAACCCAAUGUAACUCAUUCCAGAUCUUAGUCCAGCUGCCCUGUUCAGCCUGAUGCCUUUUAAAGGUUUAAAGGUUUAAAGGUGUUAAUGUUUUCCUUUUCAACAUGGCAAACAUUUUUUAAAACCUUUUUGGCACAAUGGUGCCACUGUCCUCAUAGUGUUAUUUCUUUGGUCAUGAAUUUUCAGGCCCUUCCAGUAAGAGGAGAAAGGCACUUAACUGGUACUGGUUAACAGCCCCAUUAGUAUACAUUGCUCUAAGGAAAAAAAAAAAAAAGAAAAAAAACUUUGAAUAUAUCAAGAAUGAGCUGUUCCAGAGGCAUUCUCCUCAUUUUACUCAGGAGAAACUAUGCACUAGGUUCCCACCAAAUACAAUGUGACCUUUUUUUCCCCUUUCUCUGUACACACCCCAGAUGUGUGCCAAGCAAAUGAGAAUGAGGGCCGUUGACAAUGAAAACAUAAAGAAGCUAGUCACCAGAUUGAGAUGGACAUGCUGCUAACUGCUGACAGCUUGACCUGAGCAGUCCUAACUUGUAUCUGGUCUGUUAGCAUUGGGUUAGAUUGACUAACAGAGUAAAUAAAAUUCAACUGUCAUAAGACACGCUACAUCUGCUAUCAUCAAGAAACAAAUCAUCCAGAAGAAACUUUUUUUCAUCCUGUGGUCACACCCUUUUCUUAAGAGCUUCUUUUUUAAAAUUAUGACAAAUGAAUUUCAUUCUUUAAAAUCACUUACCUUCUCCCAAACUUGAAAUAUUUAAAUUAGGUUGUUUUGCUUUUCCCUCUCAUUGUUUAUUUUUUUUGGGAUGGAUCUAAAUGAGUAAGAUGAGCAAUAAAAGGUACCAAAAAGACUGGAGGGAUCACAAUGUUUUCAUCAGAACUAAGUAGAGGGUCGGUUCCUGCCCUGGUUUUGGGGUAGCUAGAAAAGGAAAUCGUGAAUGUGCUGGAAAUGUUGGCUCGAGAGAAAAGACUGGCAUAGCUCUGCCUCGCAGUGGGUGAGAGCGUAUUGAUACUAGGGACCUGCAGAGUUCCCAUGACCAGGUGAGUCGGCUCUGAGGAAGGGGUUAGGAAAGCAAGGACAGCUGCAUGGAAUAGCUGAAGUUCCUUUGGGGUCAGGAAGAGCCAACAAUUGUGGGGUAUGGUUGCUUUUGCUUUGUUUUUGAGUGGGAAGUCUUGCUGGAAUCCCCUGAGAACCAAAAGAUGCCAGGGGUCAGCGAGGCUAUAGAAAAGGCCAGUGGUAACACCUCGUUUUCAUCCUAACAGAGGAGUAGGUGCGAAUGGCACCAGCAUGGAUCGUUCCUUUCUUGAUCAUUACUCGUGCUUGCCACUGUAGCAACACAACAAAGCCAUGAUUGUGAUUAAUACUAGGCUAAAGACCUUGAUCAAAAUGGGAGCUCAUUUACUGUUCUAUGAGGUAUAUAAGUAACUUCUCUUCAUAUUUUCCCUCAGAGAUAAACCACGUGUGGUAGUCUUGUUUGCGUUAGUACUAAGGUCAUGUUUGAUCUGUCCCAGGUGAGUCACAUAUUUCCUGUAGCUGGAGUGUUGCUCACCAUAAAUGGUCAUUUUCAAACAGUAUUAUGUAAAUCCAGCUGUACGACUGACCAGUGAGUUAUCUGUCAUCACUGUUGCCCACAUACCCGUCCUUCCUUGUGUAGUUUCAUCAUCCUCAUCCUUCCCACAUCUUGCGCAAAAUGAUUUUCUGUGGUCAUUCGGCAAUAACUGUAUGUCACAUACUGUCUUUUUGGCAUUUGUUGAAAAAUCCAAAUGCUUAAUAACAGAAGGUUAAAAAAAAACUAAGCGUUUUUACAUGUACACUGAAUUGGAUCAGUAUUAUUGUUCAUUAUAAUGCUAUAUAUAUUUUUUGGAGCAACAUACUAUAGUUGUCAUAAAACUAUCUUUAUUCUUCUCCUCUAAAGUGUUGUUGUAAAUUCAUUUGACCUUUACUGCAGGAAAAAAAAAUCUUUUAUAUAGGGUAUGAAGACAAGGCUCAGUUUGUAACAAAUAGUGGACCAUUACAAAAGAGGAAAGAAAAAAGCCAGGGCUGAGCAGCAAGAAGCUUCAGUUCAAUUUCACCUCAUAUCUUUCUAAUAACGUACUUGUCACUUUAUUACCUUCCAGUAAUGUGAAUGCUGCUGACAAGACUGUCACACUAACAGCAGACAACACCCUCUCUGCUUCAGCCCAGCUCUCCUGGCUACUUAUUGCCCUGGCCCUGAAGGGACACAAACUAAUAGUGUGCUUUCCAGUUCAGCACUUGGCCAUCAAAUAUAAAAGGAUGCGUAAUUGCCUGUUUAUCCCCUUGUGAAGGAGAAAUUGACUACAAGGGCUAGGCUUUCCCAUAGAGUUCCCUGAUGUACACACACAUCCACAAUCAGUCAGUCUCUCUCUCUCUCUCUCUCUCUCUCUCUCUCUCUCUCUCCCUCUCUCUCCUCUCUCUCUCCUUCCCUCUUGUUCUCCCGUCCUAACAUACAAGCACAUACACACACCUACUGUGUCUGUGGGAAGCCAAAGGCUGCCUCUCGAUGCCCUCUCCAGCUAUUAAGUGGACAGUAACAAGAUGACUUCUUAAAUAAAGAGUCAGUAGAGAGACGCUGUCUGUGACAGCAUCCUUUGCUUCUUUGAAAACUUAAGUGUUACAAUUCCAUUUUGAGAGUAAUGGGUGUGGCCCUAUAAUUAGAGCAAAUUUUCCUGCAAAUCAGUGGCAUAAGUAAGAUUAUAUUGCCCCCUAAUCUGUAGGGAAAAGAUUAAAAUAUUUUUCUUCCCCUUCAAAAAGUGCACAUGUUGUAAACUGGUUAUGCACAGUGGUAAUUUUUUUUUCUUAUCCUUGGCAUCAAACCAUGGAUCUAGAUGUACAAAUGUAUCUUUCAAUGACCCCUCCAAAUCCAUAGUGUAACAUGAUUAACUUUUGUCAAACUGGACUGACAAUCUAAAAAAGAUGGCAUCAGGCUUUUGACUUUAAUCAUUAAAACAAGGACCACCCUAUGAGUAAAAGGUAAAUUCUCCACUUUGAAGAACUUUGGUAAGUGCAAGUACAGGGAGCUUUAGAAAAUUGAGUGAUGGGGACCAAAAGUACAAAGGAAGAAUACGUGAAAAUGUUAUAUUCCAAAAUGCCUUGAGCCCAAAGAUUGGCUGCUAUUUUUGUAUAUUGAAAUACUCAAAUGAUGGUUGGAAAGUGACUAGUUAGUGACUAAAUGAAGUGCAAGAUCUAUCAAGCGUCUUUCUGGAACUAGGGGAUGCCAUGCCUCCUUCCAGCCUUCCCGCAGCACAUCUCAGAGAAGAUAGUUGGUCCCAUUACAAACAGUCACAUUUCAGUAAGAUAUUAGCCAGGUAAGACACGUGCAGGUAUUGGUAUCAUCUUCCAUGUGAACUUUAGCAAGGAGAUAACAGCAGCAGAUUUAGGGAUAGACAAUGUAACAGGUCUAUGUUGACAAAUCUGCUAAAUAAUUUCAUGAACCAGUCUGGGGACCGGGAAAAAAAGCACUUUGAGCAAGGACUCUUGGGUUAGAGCAAAGGCAAUUAGUUGACAUGAUACUUCUUAAGUUCCUCAGUAUGUAUAUGUUACAAUCGUUUAUCAGACAUCUUAAUAGAAUCCUAAUUGAAAAACCAGUUGCCAAAAUUGCACAAGUUCUGCUCACCGAUACUAGCUUUCUCCCCUUAACUCUAAAAUAACAGGGAUGCUUAAGGAUGUUUGUAAUAGUUUUUUUAAUGCUUUGUUUCACUUUUUUAAAAAAGAAUCUUUGAAGGGAGGGAAGAGCAGACAGAGGUAUUUUAAGAAAAAUGGAGAGAAGUAGAUAGUAUUGAAAGUAUAUUUCUUGAAGAGAGAGUAUCUAAGUGCUAUACCAAGAUUUUAUAAGGCUUCCUGUUGCCAAAUGUGAUGUUGAGAUAAUGCACGGCUAAGAUGGCAAAUCCAUCAAUUAUUAACUGGCUCUGCCCACUUCUGUCAUGGAAUGCAAGGAUUGAGAGGUGACUCUGGGGAGACCCUGGGUGUGUGAGAGAGCUCCAUUCAUCUGGCCCUGGAUAUGUUUCUCAAAAGAGAGGGAGAAAGUGCCAGUCCCUGCAAGGUGAACUGACCUGGCACGGUUUCAGUGGGAGCCUCACUGCCUGCCUUUUCCAUGCUAGGAGACAAAGCAUCCUCUACCCCAUCUGUGAAUCGGUGCUGUGGCCACUGCGAGAAGUAUGAUUCAUGAGGUAUGAUGCUCUUGAGCUCCCAGACAAUGUGCUGAGUUAAUAGGUUCACUUCAGAUGUAUAAACCAAGGCUGUUUCUUUUUUUAAAUCUAGUCCCCAAUUUGGAGUAUUUUUGCAUGUUUUCGUACAGAGUAAUCCAUUCCUCUCAUUGUGUAUCUUAAUCUCCUCUGACUUUUCUGACUUUUCUGACUUUUCCAUUGUCUUUCUCAAUCCCACCCUUUGCUCUUCGGAUCUCACCAACCCCCCUUAAAAAAAAAAUCGUGUUUGAGCAAGAAGGUAGAACACGCCCUCCCUCAUCCUGGUUAUAAUCGCUUUGGAAACAUGUGUUCUACGCUGUCCAGGGUUUACAUAACGUGAAUUAAGUGAAUGAGAUGUUCUAGUAUUAUAUCUUAACCUGAUAAGACUAUCUAAGAUUUCUAGUAUAUGGUGCAUUUGCUUUCCUGUGCAAACUUUGGUUCAGCUGCCCUGCAGAGAAUCUUACCAUUUUCCUGCCAGUGCCAGUAUAAAGAAUGCAGGAGAGCUAAACAUGGGUACAUGAAGGUCAGAGGGGUGAGGACGGUCGAGAAAUGGGGAGAAGACUUGGGCUUGAGACAACCUGGGCUUUUCAUGUGUAGCUCACUCAGCAGUAUGAGGGUGACUGACACACCAGUGGGUGGUUUCCAAAUGAGGCAAAUGCCCAUUUCCCCGCUCCCCUCACACUCUGCCUGGCUUCUUCCAUGAAGUCCUUGCUGCUUUUCUGCCUCCCCAAAGGUGAGGGGAAGGGGCUGGUUGGGGAUCUGGGAAAGCCAGUUCUCUGUUCUCUCCUGCUGGUGAUGGACUAGGUCUUUUAGAACUAGCAAGAUCCCUCACACAGCUGGGAGAACACAUACCUUUCUUACUCCAGACCCAUUGGUGUGUCUCCAGUAACAAAAUUAUUGGACUCAGCCUUCAUAUUUGACAGCAAAAGUGGCCAAAGGGAACUGAAAUAUCUUGAAGAAAAGGAAUUUUCACCAAGAUAUGUCCUCUCCCUCUCCCAGAGUUUAGCUGUUUAUUCUUUUUUUUUGUUUAUAUUGUUCUCAUCUGCAUAAAACCAGUCUCUUCCAAUAAGCCUGCCGCAGAAUCAAAGUCUGUACUACAAAAGGUAACUGCACCAAGGGAUGGGACAGUUUGCAUCACCCUGAUCUAAUCAUUGUGACGUUGGUAGCUUCCUAAAUACUGUAUGUACCUUGAACAAGGGUUUUAUUUUUGUUUUGUUCUGUUUUUCUUUUUGUUUUUAUUGGUAGUCUAAGGUAAUUAAAUUUUUUAAUUUGCUAUUACUUUGGUUGUAUUUUCUGUACUAUAACUGCCUACAGUAUGUCUUUUGCAUAAAAUGCAUAAGGGUUUGGGGAUGUAAAUGGAAUUUUAUUCAUAUUUUGUCCAAAUACCUCUUGUAAUUUGUAUCAAAAUUCUUGUACAAUUUUUAUAUUAAAGAUUUAUCAGUCACUGA
Molecule: messenger RNA, 14864 nt
Organism: Pongo pygmaeus (Bornean orangutan)
Lineage: Eukaryota; Metazoa; Chordata; Mammalia; Primates; Hominidae
Gene: BNC2
Product: basonuclin zinc finger protein 2
Exons: 7
Coding region: 2143-5442 (1099 amino acids)
Biological process (GO): regulation of DNA-templated transcription
Cellular component (GO): nucleus
Source: RefSeq, a predicted model, not a curated record